GAUUGACACAUAAGUUACCUAUAUCAGAAAAACACUUAAUUACGUUUGUUCACUAUACUUAAUGAAACACAUUAAACAGUUAAAAAAUAGUAAAUAUACCAUUGUUUUGCAAUUUUUUCAAUAUGGCCCCGCCAGUAAAAGCAUCACAUAGGUUCAGAUGAUGCCUUUGUUGGCCUCAAAAUAUUCUUGCACAUUGUAUUGGUGACUCCACUAACCACUUCUCAAUUCACGACCUGAAGCACCUGAUGUCCAGGAUCCUCACUUAUUGAUUGAAAAUUUUCAACAUGAGUAAAAUUGAUUCAAGCACCCAUGUGGUCAUGAUAGAUGACGACUGUACUGAUGAUGAAUCCAAUAGCAAUAAUUUAGGAAAACUUACUUUGACUUUUCAUCCUGAUGAGACUGAUCCAUUAGACAAAGAAAAGAUGCAGAGAAUCUGGAAUUACAUAGAAUCAAGGCAGGACUUCAAAGUCUUGAUGGUGACUUUCCGGACCGCUAAAACAAAAAAAGCAACAGCUAAAAAGUCACAAGUCUGUGAAAAGGAUAGUUCUCAAGAAGCAAGUAGUGGAAGGAUGACAGAAGUCAUGGAUAUGCAAGAGGAGAAUCUCAAAAAAAGGCCACAGACUGCUAUUGAGCUUAUUGGUCAAUUUCAAGGGUUGUCCAAUACGGUCAAAGGAUGUCUGGAAAAUUUCAGAAAAGAAAGGCAGAUUGUUGGCAUUGCCCCUCUGCAGAGAACCUCCAGGCGAGCAGGAAUGACGAUGUUCUCAGUGAAAUCAAUCAUUACCAGCAAAAUCUGGUCACUCAAGUCAUUGGAGAAAGAAGAGAAAAACAUGUCUACAAACUUAAUUAUGGAAAAAAAUGAAAGUGAAAGUUUGGAUGGCAACUUCGGAUACAUGCAGUACCAGUAUAGCAGCAUUUCCGUCGUUCAUAAUAUCUUUGUGCUCAUCAGUGAAUUUAAUGCAAAAAUUACUGUUAAGGGUGUGACCUAAAUAUAAUAAUAAAUCACUCCAUUGAAAUUUCA
This is a messenger RNA of Nilaparvata lugens (brown planthopper), 1018 nucleotides long. RefSeq lists its product as uncharacterized. The transcript is spliced from 5 exons. The record is from RefSeq and is a predicted model, not a curated record. Lineage: Eukaryota; Metazoa; Arthropoda; Insecta; Hemiptera; Delphacidae. Bases 285 to 986 code for a protein of 233 amino acids.